Sipha flava (yellow sugarcane aphid) is the source of this 10143-nucleotide messenger RNA. Its product is annotated as dynein heavy chain 2, axonemal-like. Gene Ontology annotation, cellular component: dynein complex. Gene Ontology annotation, biological process: microtubule-based movement. Gene Ontology annotation, molecular function: ATP binding; dynein intermediate chain binding; ATP hydrolysis activity. NCBI's taxonomy places the organism in Eukaryota, Metazoa, Arthropoda, Insecta, Hemiptera, Aphididae. The record is from RefSeq and is a predicted model, not a curated record.
AUGACGCCACCCAAAACCCUGAUCGAGAUGGUCGAGUACAAUCAGUUUCAGAAAAAACUCGUUUUAGAAAGCGCCGAAAAACACAAGCAGAUCGAUUUGAUUUCGGACUACAUCUUUGUUCUGAAGAAACACGGCAUAAAAACCACGAAAGCGAUGGACGAUAGGUAUGCCGGUCUUUGGGACUCGUGGAAUUCGUACACGAACCUGUUGAACAAAGCGGAAAUCAUGUUGAAAGAAAAACAUCUCGAAUUCAAAGCCAUGUUGCAGCUCCAACAGGAGGAGUUCAAAAAAGAAGUUCAACAAUUUCGACAGAUCUGGGAGGAAUUCAAGCAAACCGAAUCAAGAAACAAAGACUUAGUGUCGAUCGAUGCUUUAAAUGGUGUACGUAAAAUUGAACAGAAAUAUGAAAAAAUGAAAGAGAGGGAAAAUCAGUUAAUAGCAGAUCUUGAACUUUUGAAGUUAAAACAUUUUCAACAACCGGACAAGGAUAUUAUUGAAUUUAUGAUUGUCUACGAAUGGGAUAGUAUGUGGAGUAAAUAUAAGAUAGACAACUUUUGGGAAAUCAACAUAUCAGAAAUGGAAGUUACUAUUCAAAGUAUUUUCAAGGAAUUAAACAGCUCAAUAAGAUUGUUAAAAGAUGAAAAUUGGAUAAUUUUAAAUGUCGCCAAGAACGACAUUGAGAAAUUUAGGCGUGUCUUACCGCUAAUAAAUGACUUAAGAAAUACUGCAAUGUACACACGUCAUUGGGAUGAAGUUCGAGAAGUAGUCAAAGUAAAUUUCUCCGAAGCCGAUCCCAACUUUACUUUGGAAUAUAUAAUGCAAAUGCAAAUGCAAAAAUACGGAGAUCAAAUAAGUGAAAUUUCAAAGAAAGCAACGAUGGAAUUAAAUAUAGAGAACACAUUAAAAUCAAUUAAAGAAGUAUGGAACGACAUGAAAUUAAAUGUUGUGCUUCAUGACUAUAAAAAAAUGUAUUGCAUAAAAGCGUCUGAAGAUAUAAUAAGUACGCUAGAAGAACAUUUGGUACAACUGUACUUUAUGAAGGGCUCAAAAUAUAUUUCUAUAUUUUUAAAAGAAGUCGACUACUGGACAAAAGCACUUUCUCUUGUGACGGACGUAUUGGAAAUGACUCUUUCCGUCCAGAGACAAUACGCUUAUCAAGAAAAUAUAUUUAAAGGAGACGAUGUUCGUAAUCAAAUUCCGAAUGAACUUAAAAUUUACAACAGAAUAACAGUGGAGUGGGAAAAUAUUACGUCAGAAAUGUUCAACGACAAUAAUGUAUUUAGAGCGUGUCAUUCAAAAUGUAUUAUUUCGGUGACAAACAAAUUAAUAAAAAUUAAGGAAGAACUGGAAGAGAUUCAGAAGGCACUUGAAUUGUACAUGGAAACAAAGCGGAAAAUAUUUCCAAGAUUUUAUUUCAUAUCCAACGACGAUUUAUUAGACAUACUGGCGAAAGCGAAGAAUCCCGAGCAUUUGCAGCCACAUUUAAAAAAAUGUUUUGACAACAUCAACAAGAUAAAAAUCAAUAAAAUCGAAAAUACCGCAGACGGAAUGUACUCCGCCGACGGAGAAUACGUGGCGUGGUCAAGCUCGGUCUUUUGCAACAUAUUGGUCGAAGAAUAUUUCAUUGAAAUCGGUACUGCUCUACAGAAUUUGAUGCGAAUUUCGCUGAAAGAGAUAUUCCAUUACACGUUGGAGUCGCUGAGGAAGAACGCGAAAUCUCGCGACAAAUGGAUAUUGUUGUGGCCGGGACAACUUUGCAUUACAGCGUCUCAGAUCGAAUGGACGGCCAAUUGUACAAAAGCGCUAGUCCAAGCCAAGAAAAUUGGCACAAAAAAGCCGCUGAAGAGAAUCCGCAAGAAACAGAGAAAGAUUUUGAUCAAGUUUUCCGACGCGCUUCGGGGCGACCUGGCGAAAAUCGACCGGCUGAAGAUUGUCGCAUUGGUCACCAUCGAAAUACACGCCAGAGACGUGAUCGACAAAAUGUACAAAUCCAAUUGCAUGGACGAGUCCGAUUUCGAGUGGAUGUCGCAGUUACGUUUUUAUUGGAACGAUAAGUGGGAAACGAUCACCAUCAAGCAAACGAACACCGAACAGAGUUAUGGUUACGAAUAUUUGGGCAACUCGGGACGACUGGUGAUCACGCCGCUGACCGACAGAUGUUACAUCACGCUGACCACGGCGCUGCACUUGUUCCGGGGUGGCAGUCCAAAAGGUCCGGCGGGCACGGGUAAGACGGAAACCGUGAAAGACCUGGGUAAGAACCUGGCGUACUAUGUGAUCGUCAUCAACUGUUCCGAUGGGUUGGACUACAAGAGCAUGGGCCGCAUGUUUUCCGGGCUCGCUCAACAGGGCGCUUGGGGCUGCUUCGACGAGUUCAACCGGAUCAACAUCGAGGUGCUGUCGGUCGUAGCGCAACAGAUACUGUCCAUAUACACGGCCCUGGCGAUCGGCUCGCAUAUGUUCAUGUUCAACGGCGACAAGAUCAAUCUGGUGCCCACGUGUGGCAUAUUCAUAACGAUGAACCCCGGGUACGCGGGUAGAACGGAGCUGCCGGACAACCUCAAGUCGCUGUUCCGUGCCAUAUCCAUGAUGGUGCCGGACACCAAGCUGAUCGCAGAAAUAAUGCUGUUCGGCGAGGGUUUCCGGGACACUAGGAACCUGGCCAACAAGGUGUACGUGCUGUUCGUGCUGUGCCGUCAGCAGCUCAGCAAACAAGAUCACUACGAGUUUGGGCUCCGGGGCCUGGUCGCGCUGCUGAGGUACGCCGGCCAGUGCAGACGUCAGAAUUCGAAAAUGCCCGACAACGAGGUGCUACUGUUAGCAAUGCACAACAUGAACUUAGCAAAGCUCACUGCAGAUGAUCUUCCGCUAUUUAUGGGCAUCACGAAGGAUUUGUUUCCUAAAAUUGUUUUACCGGUGAUCAAAAACGACGUACUCGUUAGCGCUAUAAAACAGUGCAUGUUGAAUAAGAAUCAUCAACCGUCAGACUCCGCGAUUGCCAAAAUCGUCCAGUUGUACGAAACGAAAAUUUCCAGGCAUUCCGUUAUGAUACUAGGACAAACGGGAACAGCAAAAACUUCUAGUUGGAAAACGUUAAGGGAAUCAAUGAUAUUGUUAAAGAAAGAGAAAGUGGAUGGCUUCGAAACCGUCAUUGUAUAUCCUUUGAACCCCAAAGCACUUACACUCGGUGAAUUGUACGGUGAAUAUAAUUUGAGUACUCAAGAUUGGACGGACGGUGUAUUGUCGUCUUUAAUGCGUACAAUUUGUUCAGAUAUUGGAAUCGAACAGAAAUGGAUAAUAUUCGAUGGACCAGUCGAUGCGAUAUGGAUUGAGAACAUGAAUUCUGUGAUGGAUGACAACAAAGUAUUAACGCUGAUAAAUAGUGAACGAAUUACGAUGCCCGAACAGGUGUCACUUCUUUUCGAAGUGGAAGACUUGGCCGUUGCCUCUCCGGCGACCGUUUCUAGGUGUGGUAUCAUUUACAAUGAUUAUAAAGAUUUCGGCUGGAGACUGUACGUGGACUCGUGGUUGAACGAAUGUAAAUUUGAACCGUACAGGGAAAACAUCAGGACAAAUUUUCAAAAAUACCUGGACAUUGUUCUUGAGUUCAAAAGGUUGAAUUGUAUCGAAACAAUUCCAUUACCGGAGUUAAGUGGCAUCCAAUCGUUGUGCAAGUUACUAGAAUGUUUUACGUUCAGCGAUUUGGCGGUCGAAGUUCCCGAAGGGUUGUAUAUAGAAAAGUACAAUCAACUACUGAAACUGUGGUUCUUGUUUUGCAUGGUUUGGUCUGUCUGUGCGGUGGUAAACGAGCAUGGCCGUAAAAAGAUCGACCACUUCCUGAGGAGCAAACUGAACGAGUACCCGAUCGGCGAUUCGGUUUACCAUUACUACGUGGAUCCGGUCGCGGGAUAUUUCCGUCAUUGGGACCUGUUCCUGCGGGACGAGAACUGGACGUACAAAUCGGAUUUACCGUUCUUCAAAAUAAUCGUGCCCACCGUCGACACGGUCCGUUAUAACUACCUGGUGGGAGCGUUGAUGAGCAGGGAACAGCCGGUGCUGCUGGUCGGUCCGGUCGGCACGGGUAAGACGUCCACGGUGCAAAAAGUAUUGGAUGCGUUCGAUAAGAACAAAUUCCUGAUCCUCACGAUCAACAUGUCCGCGCAGACCACGGUGCACAACGUCCAAGAGACACUCGACGGACGGUUAGAAAAGCGGACGAAGGACUUGUACAUGCCGCUCGCGAACAAAACAAUGAUCACGUUCUUGGACGACCUUAACAUGCCGGAGAAAGAGGUUUACGGAGCUCAGCCGCCGCUGGAGCUGAUCCGGCAGUGGAUAGACUAUGGUUACUGGUACGACCGCAGCAAUCGGAUGCUGAAGAACGUCAAGAACAUGGUGCUGAUCGGUGCCAUGGGCCCGCCGGGUGGCGGCAGGAACACCGUUAGCAACCGGUUGACCAGCUGCUUCAGCGUGAUCAACCUGACAUUCCCGGAGGAAUCGCAAAUAUCGUACAUCUUCAACUCGAUGUUGAACCAGCACAUGAAACCGUUCGAGGAGUACAUGCGCAACAUGAGGUUCGGGUUGACCGAGAUGACGAUCGCGCUAUACAAAGCCGUGGUGGCCAACCUGCUGCCGACACCGGCGAAAAUGCACUACUUGUUCAACUUGAGGGACAUAUCCAAAGUAUUUCAAGGCCUGUUGCGUAGCAGUGUCGGUAGCCAAAAAAACAUUGAAUCGAUGUUGCGGCUGUGGUGCAACGAAGUGUUCCGCGUAUUUAACGACAAGUUGAUCGACGAAAAGGAUCAGGAAUGGUUCAUGGAUCAGGUAAACGUGUUGCUAGGAAAGCAUUACGAAGAAACGUAUCGAAACCUGUGUCCAUCGUCCCGUACUCUGAUGUUUUGCGAUUUCUUGAACAACCAGUCGGUGUACGAGGAGGUCACCGACGAGAAUUAUCUUCGUCAGUUCAUCUACGACAGCUUAGACGAAUACAAUUCCAACACGGGCGUGGUGCCACUAAGCCUCGUGCUGUUCAAGGACGCGAUCAACCACGUUUGCCGUAUCAACAGAGUGAUAUCGCAACCGAGGGGCUACAUACUGCUGGUCGGCAUAGGAGGAUCGGGUCGAUCUUCACUCGCGAGGGUUGCAAACUGGCUGUGCGGCUACAACAUGUUCACGAUUGAACUGACUAAAACGUACGGCGUGAAUGAUUUCAAAGAGGACUUGAAACGUCUGUACUACGACACGGGAGUGCGAGAUCUACAGACGUCGUUUUUGUUCAGUGACACACAGAUCGCAAACGAGAUUUUUCUGGAGAUAAUUAACAACAUACUGAGCACAGGUGAAGUGUCCAAGUUGUACAAAGAAGAAGAUUUCGAAGAAAUCAAAGACGCGUUGUCGGCCAUCGCUAAAAAAGAAGGUGUUCCAGAAGCGACCGAUGCCAUGUAUUCGUUUUUCUUGGAUCGGGUCCGGGGUAAUCUGCACGUUAUUAUUUGUCUCAGUCCGAUCGGAAACAAAUUUCGCAUGCGGUUGCGACAAUAUCCCUCACUGAUAAAUUGUACAACAGUAGAUUGGUUUUUGGAUUGGCCAAAAGAAGCCUUACUUGAAGUGGCUUUUCGAUCUCUCAGCACAUUAGAAAUAUUGGAAACUAUAACUGGUAACCCAAGAGUAUACGAAGUCGAUUCAGAUAUUCGAACAGAAAAAGAGUUAAAACUUAGUAUAGCAAAUUUAUUCUCCAUAAUUCAUCACUCAGUAGCUAAUUAUUCUAAUAUAAUGUUAUUAGAACUAAAACGCUAUAAUUAUGUUACACCUACAAAUUAUUUAGAAUUAGUGUCAGGAUACAAAGAGUCAUUGCGUUUAAAACGCAUCGAAGUUGCAAGUAUAGCGAAUAAAUUAAGGAAUGGUUUAUUCAAAAUCGAUAGCACGAGUAAAAAAGUGGCUGGGAUGACUAUAGAAUUAGAAAAAGCCACAGAAACGGUUACAAAAUAUACCACAGAAUGUGAUGAAUUUCUAGACAUUAUAACAGAACAAACUUCAAUAGCUGAUAAAAAAAAAAAAGAAGUUGACGAGCAAAGUAUUACGAUUAAACAUGAAGAAAUCGAAAGUCAAGAGUUGUAUAGUAUAGCGAUAGCCGAUUUAGAAAAGGCGAUGCCUGCGCUAGAAGAAGCUAUGGAGGCGUUGAAUGCACUCAAUAAAAAAGAUCUUGCUGAAGUAAAAUCAUUUUCAACACCUCCAGCUAGAGUAAAAUUGGUGCUAGAAGCUUUGAUGAUAUUAAAACAAUCCGAACCUUCUUGGACAGAAGCCAAAAAACAGCUAGGUGAUCCGAAUUUUCUAUCACAAUUGAAAGAAUUCGAUAAAGAUCAUGUACCUUCAAAAGUUCUAAAAAAAAUCGGUACAUACACGAGAAAUCCAGAAUUUGAACCAGAAAAAGUGGGUGCUCAAUCGAUAGCUGCAAAAUCUCUCGCUCAGUGGGUCAUUGCAAUUGAGAAAUAUGCUAUUAUUUUUAAGGUUGUAGCUCCUAAAAAACAGUCUGCCGAUGCAGCAUUAGCCUCUCUAAGAAGCAAACAGUUGGCAUUAUCUAACGCACAAAAUACAUUACGUGAGCUACAAGAACUUCUAAUAAAAUUGGAAAAUGAUUUCGACAAAAAAAUGAAAGAAAAAGAGCAGUUGGUCAAAAAAGCAGAAGAUUUGAAAAGAAAUCUUGAAAGAGCAGCUUCAUUAAUAGAAGGACUAUCCGGAGAAAAAAUUAGAUGGACUGCAACUGUAAAACAAUUAGACAUUAACUUUGACUACUUGCCAGGGGACUGUUUACUUGGUAUAGCAUUCGUAUCAUACAUGGGACCGUUUGUAUUCAAAUAUAGAGAUAUACUUUUGAAGUUAUGGAUUCAGUCAGUAAAAGAUAUGAAAAUUCCAAGUGAUCCAAGAUUUGAAAUCAAGACUUUCUUAUCGGACCCAGCCAUCAUAAGAAACUGGAAUAUUCAUGGUUUACCCAAUGAUGAUUUAAGUACUGAAAAUGGAAUAAUUAUCAGUCGAGGAUCGCGAUGGUCAUUAAUCAUAGACCCACAAUGUCAAGCUUUGAAAUGGAUAAAGAAAAUGGAAGCCAAUAAUAGAUUACAACUCAUUGAUUUUUGCUUGCCUAAUUAUAUGAAAAUAUUAGAAAAUGCAUUAAAUUUAGGGUACCCGACGUUGUUACAAAUAACCUCAGAAAAUAUUGAUCCAGCAAUAAUGCCAGUUUUAUCAAAAUCCAUUGUAAAAGAAGGAAAUCAACUUUACAUUAAAAUGGGUGACAAGCUAUUGCCAUAUAAUGAUAAUUUUAGAUUUUUCAUAACAACCAAAAUAAGAAACCCAUAUUACCCACCUGAAAUUUUCACAAGAGCAGCAGUAAUUAAUUUUGCGAUUAAAGAAGAAGGACUCGAAGACCAACUUUUAGAUGUGGUGAUCACAAUGGAAAAACCCGAACUGAAAAUACUUAAAGAUAAUUUAAUAAUUAAUAUUGCUAAUGGUAAAAAGACUUUAGUUGAAUUGGAAGAUGAACUUUUAAGACUUUUAAAUGAGAUUGAAGGAUCCUUAUUAGAAAACGAAGAACUUUACAAUACUUUAGGGUCUUCAAAAGUUACAUCGGCAAAUAUCAAUGAACAACUUGAAAGCUCAUUAAUAACUCAAGCUGAAAUCGAUUAUGCUCGAGAGGGUUAUAGACCUUGUGCUAAAAGAGCGUCAAUAUUAUUCUUCGUUCUCAAUGAACUCAGUCAAAUCGAUCCAAUGUAUCAAUUUUCGUUAGAUUCGUACAUGGACCUAUUUCAGAAUUCAAUUGAAAAAAGCGAAAAACAUGAAAAACUAGACCUACGAUUGGAAUACUUAAAUUAUUAUCACACAUAUGCAGUUUAUCAGAAUACUUGCCGUGGACUAUUUGAAGUUCAUAAAUUAUUAUUUUCGUUUCAAAUAUGCAUUAGUUUAUUGUUGGCUGAAGAUCUACUGUCUACGAGAGAAAUUGAGUUUCUUUUCAAGGGCGGAAUAGUACUAAAUAAAGUAGAACAGACUGAGAACCCAUGCAAAUCUUGGUUACCACCUUCCAAUUGGGAUAACAUUACAGAACUAGAUAAACUGUCAGGGUUUUUAGGAAUUGAAAAAUCAUUUGAACAAUUUCCUCGAGAGUGGAGAGAAUGGUAUAUGUCUCCGUAUCCCGAAACGUUAAGUCUCGUUGGGAAAUGGAACGAUAAUAUGAACGAAUUUCAGAAGUUGUUAUUUGUGAGAAGCCUUAGAUUAGAUAGACUAUCGUUCGCGAUCUCAAACUUUAUUGCAAAUAAACUUAGUACAAGGUUUAUAGAACCUCCCGUUUUGGAUGUGAGAAACGCUUUUGAGGAUUCAAGUAAUAAGACUCCGUUGAUAUUCUUGUUGUCACCUGGAGUAGACCCGACCAACAUGUUACUUGGUUUAGCUGCGAAUUUCAGUAGAUCUACUAAUUUACAAUCUCUGUCUCUGGGUCAAGGUCAAGCACCUAUUGCAACCAAAUUAAUUGAAUAUGGGCAAACGUAUGGAAAUUGGGUAUUUCUCGCUAACUGUCAUCUUUCUUUAUCGUGGAUGCCGCAGUUGGAUAAAAUAGUCGAACUUAUGCAAGACGGUGGAUCUCACCCGAACUUCCGGCUGUGGUUAAGUUCAAAUCCGAACCCUGAUUUCCCCAUCGCCAUUUUACAGAGCGCUAUAAAAAUGACAACCGAACCACCAAAAGGGUUGAAAGCAAAUAUGAAACGUUUGUACAACAAUAUAACCGAUGUUCAAUAUUCCAAGUGCGUUUCACAUGAAAAAUAUUCUAAGUUAUUGUUCUCGUUAUGUUUUUUCCACUCGAUAUUAAUCGAAAGAAAGAAAUUUCAAAAUCUUGGGUGGAACAUCAUUUACAGUUUUAACGAUUCAGAUUUCGUGGUAUCGGAAAAUCUAUUAUCCAUAUAUUUGGAUACGUACGCAAACACUCCAUGGGAUGCUUUAAAAUAUUUAAUUGCUGGAAUUUGUUAUGGAGGUCAGGUUACAGACGAUUGGGACAGAAGGCUCUUAGAUACAUACAUAAAUCAAUAUUUUAAUGAAAAUGCAAUCAAAACGCCCUAUUACAGAUUAUCUUCGUUGAUGAAAUAUUAUAUACCGCAAGAUUUAGAUCUCGAAUCACAGAUACACUACAUAGACACAUUACCGAAUGUGGAUGACCCUGAAGUAUUUGGGCAACAUUCUAAUGCUGAAAUGGCUUCUCUGAUGGAAGCGAAUCGCAUGGUUUGUGAAACUCUCUUAGUAUUACAAGGACAAUCGUCAGCAGUGGCCGAAGAAAACAAAGAAGAAAAAGUUUCAGUUUUGUGCUCCAAAAUAUUGAAAAAAAUUCCUGACCUAAUAGAUUAUGAUACUACCGUAAAGAACAUUGGACUUAAAAAAGGUCCAUUAAAUGUGGUACUUUUACAAGAGAUAAUCCGUUAUAAUUUUUUAUUGAAAGAAAUAAAAAAUUCAUUAGUCGGCCUAGAAAAAGGAAUAAAGGGAUUAGUCAUCAUGUCAUCCGACCUCGAAGAAAUAUUUCAAUGUGUAUAUGAAGGUAGAGUGCCCGGUCAAUGGCUAAAAGCUUACCCUUCACUAAUGAACUUGGGCUCUUGGACUCAAAACUUAAUAGAAAGAAUUAAACACUUUAAAGUAUGGGCAGAUAAAGUUCAUCCGCCAGUUUUAUUUUGGUUAGGCGCUUACACGUAUCCGACUAGUUUUCUAACAGCAGUUUUACAGGUUCAUUCACGUAAUUCGUCCGUACCAAUUGAUUUACUUAACUGGGAUUUCUCACCGAUGACUAUUCCCGAAAUGGAUAUAGUCAUGCCUCCACAAGAAGGAGUAUACGUGCGAAGUUUAUACUUGGAAGGAGCCAAUUGGAACUUUGAAAAAUCAUGUAUUUGUGAACCAGAACCUUUGAAGUUUAUUGCUCAGUUACCAGUUAUACAAUUCAAACCCGUAUUAACCGCGUCGAAGAAAAGAGGCUACUAUCAAUGUCCAGUAUAUUAUUACCCACAAAGGUGCGGAACACAAGGAAGGGAUGCUUUUGUAGUUGUAAUGAACCUCGAUAGUGGCUCGGAAACGCCAGAUUAUUGGGUGAAAAAGGCAACUGCUGUACUACUUAAUCUAUCAUUUUGA